This is a messenger RNA of Miscanthus lutarioriparius, 1140 nucleotides long. Lineage: Eukaryota; Viridiplantae; Streptophyta; Magnoliopsida; Poales; Poaceae. The record is from the annotation of a GenBank genome assembly.
AUGGCGAAGCUGGGCCCGGGGCAGGGGCUCGGGUGCGAGGCGGCGGAGGGGUCGCUCGUGCCCAACCGGAAGCAGGAGUACAAGCCCUGCGGCAAGCACACUGAGGGGAAGCGCCCGCUCUAUGCCAUCGGGUUCAACUUCAUGGACGCGCGCUACUACGACGUCUUCGCCACCGUCGGCGGCAACCGAGUAAGCCAUCGACUGCUCCCUCUUGUUGUCCUUCUUUGUUUCUUCCUGAGGUUUGGGGAGUUCUUGAUGAUGAAUGACAAGGUGACAACUUACCGCUGCCUUGAGAAUGGUAGUUUUGCUCUUCUACAAGCUUACAUUGAUGAGGAUAAGGAUGAGUCAUUCUAUACUCUAAGCUGGGCUCGUGACCAUGUUGAUGGCUCACCACUGCUGGUGGCAGCAGGAAGCAAUGGGAUCAUUCGGGUCAUCAAUUGUGCUACAGAGAAGUUAGCUAAGAGCUUUGUUGGCCAUGGUGACUCAAUAAAUGAGAUAAGAACUCAACCGUUGAAGCCUUCGCUCAUCAUUUCUGCAAGCAAGGAUGAAUCUGUUAGGCUAUGGAAUGUCCAUACAGGGAUCUGUAUCUUGAUAUUUGCUGGAGCUGGAGGUCAUCGCAAUGAAGUGUUGAGUGUUGACUUCCACCCUAGUGAUAUUGAACGCUUUGCAAGUUGUGGCAUGGACAACACUGUGAAAAUCUGGUCAAUGAAAGAAUUUUGGCUAUAUGUUGACAAAUCAUAUUCAUGGACUGACCUUCCAUCAAAGUUCCCAACAAAAUAUGUCCAGUUUCCGGUCUUGAUUGCUGCAGUACACUCUAACUAUGUUGAUUGUACAAGAUGGCUUGGUGACUUCAUCCUAUCAAAGAGUGUUGACAAUGAAAUUGUGCUUUGGGAACCAAAGACAAAAGAACAGAGUCCUGGGGAGGGAAGCAUUGAUAUUCUUCAGAAGUACCCUGUCCCAGAAUGUGACAUCUGGUUCAUCAAAUUUUCAUGUGAUUUUCACUUCAAUCAGUUGGCGAUAGCACAAUCCUUGGAGCUGGCGAAGAUGGCACCAUAUGGCGAUGGGAUGAAGUGGAUCAUCCAGGCUCCAAAAACUGAAGCAAGUGUUGCUGCUCUGCCACCAGUGGUAAUGCUGGACUGA